UCUUUCUUUUCUCUCUCUUUUUUUAAAAUAUUUGUUAUUUUCCCAUAUAUUGCUUGACUGGGACACUUAAGCAAACAUCACUACCAUUUCUUGAUCCAUGAACGCACAGUGCAAGCGAUCUUCAUCGUCUUCUGCAAUCACGGACUCCAUACCAUCAACAGUAGUGAAAACCAUGGCACUGCACAUAUAUCAGAUCAGACCCUCUUCAACUCCUUGAACCAGAGGAGUUUCAGUUCAGGCCCACUUGAUCGAUCCGUCCUCCUCUGCUAGGCUAUUUAGACCCCUCACUCACUCUCUGUAUCUCUGCAUUCAAUGCAAGGAAAUGCAGUUGUGGAGCAAUCAGUAAUAUCACAAUAUAUACAUCACCCACUGAGGCAUUCUUGAAAAUGUGUUGACCCAAUUGAAUUGACAGUUGCUGGAGCUUUUCCUGCUGAGGUUCACAAUGCUGGGUGUCAAUUGCCGGACUUCGUCCUCGUCUUGCAUUUCACCUUCGCAUCCGGGUUACCACAGCGUAGCGGAGACUGAGGUGGUAAAAACUGUGCUAAACAUGUCCCCUCGAGUGUCAUCCCAAUCGCAUCCUCAGAUUGUACAUUUGGAGAGGACGCUACGUGGGCACGCUACGUGGCAUUGGGACUCCGAGGAGACAAUGAUGGGGUGUAAUUCGAGAGAAUAUAUUCCUACUACUGCAACUCCGAGUCAUAAGUCCUCUGUGGAACUGAGGAAGGAGAUCGUGAUGCUUGAGGCUGAGAUCAUGCGGUUGGAGCAGUACCUUCUCUCGCUGUACCGAACAGCUUUCGAGGAGCAUAUGUCCUCCUUGUCAAGCAUCUCAGAAACACGGCCGAACAGUGAGAUGAGAUCGCCACCACGGAAGAUUGGGGACGGAAAUGAAAUCUCUCAGAAAAUAGAGCCUCGCGCUAGGAGAAGCCUACUUCGUCAGUACCAAUCUUCCCCUGCACACGGCUGGGUCAGCUCAGAUACUCAGAGCUGUGCUUCAAGUUUUAAAACAACAUUGACCAGGGAGCGCAAGAAUGCAAGUUCAGGCCACCGUAGCCUUGCAGACCACCUUUCACCCUCCUGCUUAGAAUCCUCCCUCAUCUCUCCAGACCGACUCUCCGAGGACAUAGUGAGAUGCAUAUCUUCAAUAUACUGCAAGCUCGCCAACCCUACCAGCACGCAGGGUGGCUUCUCGACUUCUUCACCGACCUCAUCACUUUCCUCCUCGAGCAUAUUCUCGUCCCACAACCCCCGCGACAGUUGGAGCCCCUGCCGGAAUGAGGACAGUUCAAUGCAUCGUGAACUUCAUGUGUUGAGAGAGGAGAACGGACCCUAUAAUGACAUGGUGGAAGUUCUCAGGAUAUGCUUAGAUGAUGAUAGCUUCAAAUUUGCUGCUGCAAUGCUGCAGAAAUUCAGGUCACUGGUUCGGAGUCUUGAGAAGGUUGACCCGAGUAAGAUGAAGCGUGAGGAGAAGCUCGCUUUCUGGAUCAACAUCCACAAUGCCUUGGUGAUGCAUGCAUACUUAGCUUAUGGAACGGGCACUCGUGUGAAGAGCAGCACGAUCUUGAAGGCAGCUUAUAGCAUAGGAGGGCACUGCAUAAACGCUUACGUGAUACAGAACUCAAUACUUGGAAUUCGAUCUCACAACUCUUCGCCGUGGAUACAGACACUCUUUUCUCCCUCGAGAAAAUCGAAGAAUGGGAGUUCAGGACAUGUCUACGCAUUGGAAUACGCCGAGCCACUAGUUCAUUUCGCUCUUUGUUCUGGGGCAUACUCAGACCCACCGGUCCGAGUUUACACGGCGAAGAAUAUAUUCCUCUAUUUGAAGCUUGCCAAAGAAGACUUCAUCCAAGCGAACGUGUACAUCCACAAGGAGAUGAAGAUAUUCCUCCCAAGAAUCCUCUACUACUUCGCAAAAGACAUGGCUCUUCCGACUUCUGGGCUCUUGGAGACAGUGAACGAGUGUCUCUCAGAAGUCCAGCAGAAAGCCAUCAAGUCAGGAAUGAAGGGAGGCAGGCUCGAUAAAUACAUCAACUGGUUACCGGAGAAUUCCACAUUCCGGUACGUCUUCCAUGGGGAAUUAGCCCGAGGAGCAAUCACCGUUUGAUCAGAAAAAAGUUUUCCGUUCCAUCACUCGUGCUGUAGAUUGGCGAAUUUUUUGUUGUUUGGAGAUAAUAAGGAUGAAAAGAGUUUGUACAGAUGUGGAAAGUUCACAUAUGUGUUGUCUUCUCCAGUUUUUGCUUUGGUUGAACACCCAAAAUGUCUUCUUGUAUAAGCUGAAGCUUUCUUAUUUGUAUCUGUAAAGAAUCCUCAGGGCAUUACCUUAUUUUCUGCUAAUGAAAAGGAACAGGUGACCCACUAGAAUCAA
Punica granatum (pomegranate) is the source of this 2362-nucleotide messenger RNA. NCBI's taxonomy places the organism in Eukaryota, Viridiplantae, Streptophyta, Magnoliopsida, Myrtales, Lythraceae. The record is from RefSeq and is a predicted model, not a curated record.